This is a messenger RNA of Phoenix dactylifera (date palm), 3661 nucleotides long. Its product is annotated as telomere repeat-binding protein 2. Lineage: Eukaryota; Viridiplantae; Streptophyta; Magnoliopsida; Arecales; Arecaceae. Gene Ontology annotation, molecular function: protein binding. The record is from RefSeq and is a predicted model, not a curated record.
GUGGUUUUUAUGGGGUUUGGUGUUCUCUCGGUCAGAGGGAGGGAGGGAAAGAGAGAGAGAGCAGGCGAUUAGAAAUGGAAGAGAAAAAUUAGGCUUCCGAAUUAGGCUCCGUCCGAAUUAGAGAUUUCUUGGUAAAAAAAUGAGAUCGCGUGCAUGAAGCAAAUCUUGAAUUCCCAUCGAGAUCGGGGGUGGUUUUCUCGCAUUCUGGCGAUAUCGUCGCUGCCGGGCUUGGCCGGAAUUGUUCUAUUUCUCGGCGAUCUUCCUUCGGACGAGAAUCUUGAGGAAUUUUAUGCGGUUUUCUGACCGAAUCUUUCUUGCGGAGGUGAGGAGCGGAUCGGAUUCCAUGCUGUUUCUUACCCGUAUUCUUCGGAUAGACGGUCUUGAGAGCUAAUUUCCAAUUAUUUUUUCUCCGAUCCUCGAAAAAUUCGUGAUUCCUUUUCCGUGCUGGUUCUGCUCUCUUCUGGACGUGUCUGUGAUGAUCUAUUUGAAAAAGAAAACUUUCUCUUGAAUUCUGUUUUUUUUUCAAAGGAAAAACGGCCACAGGACAAUCAAGAUCCUAUCUUUUUUAUGGAUUUCAUGUUUUUUUUAUUGAAUUCUCCAUCAAUUGAAUUCCUUGUCUCGCGGUUCCUGAUGCUGUUACCGUUUUCCUUUUCCUCUUGUACUUGAUCUCGUUUGAUCCUUUGUAAACAUUUUUUUUUGAAAAGGGGGACGAUAUAAGCUUUAUUUUGCUUUAGAUGGAAGGAAAGAGGUUUUUCUGUUAUUAUAACUUUGCAGGAAUUAUUUACAAAAUGCCAUAGAUUCUUUAAUCUGGUAUGACUUUCUUUAGAAAUGAGCGGAUCUAAGGAUCAUCAGAGGCGCUUAAAGGUUGUUUCUUUCGUUCCAGCACCAUGGUAUGUAUUUCAUAUACUCGUUGGAUUAAUGGAGCAACUGAACCUGCAUACGGUAUGCGUCUCCAUUUUUGCAUCUGAAGAAAGGUCGUGGAAUCAGUGAUGUUUUCCUUGCUGCUCGAUGAUCUUCUUGAAGUCAUGAGUCUCUGAGACAUGGUGUUUAAGAAGAGGUUGGAAUACAGUUUCAAUGGCUACCACGUUCCUGCAAUGCCUCAAAUUCCAAAAUCUGCCAAGAGAAAGCGUUCAGUUAGAAGGAAGGUGGUGGAUGGCCAAAUGUGUGCAUUUGACUUGCUCGCAGCUGUAGCAGGGAAGAUACUAGAGAGAGAAAAUUCUUCGACCCUGCAUAGCAUACUCGGAAAUUCUAACCAGAAUGUUAAACAGGGGCAACUGGAGGAAGAGAAACAACUGGAUGAAAAGAAGCUAUGCCAAGAUGAAGCUUUUGAUCAAGUAAGAUGUAAGGAAAUUUCAUCUGCUCCUGAACUUCCCAUCCAGAGGCAGAUUGCCCACACUUUGAAGGAACAUUCGCAAAUUUCAAAAGCAACAGCUUCAGGAUCUACUUUUGUUGUUGUAAAAUCUGAUGUAUUGAACCAGGAUAUUUAUACUGGGGAUUUUGCAGCUAAUGGCAGCAAGGAAGCACUUGGAUAUUCUCUUGGCACAACUGCCAAGAAUUGUUGCACUGAAAGUUACUCUCCUGGUUCUGCAGAGUCAUGUGAAGCUGAAUUCAUGGAUGGGAUCAAGACACGGUUCGUAUCUGAGCAGCAUGAAGCUGAAGCUGCAGUGGUUAAAAACAUCCAGCACUCCUGGAGUUCGGACAAUCCAGUGGAGCUGGAUGCUAAACCCCCUGCUUUGGCUAGCUCAGACAGCAGCAUUGAGGUGCCUCUGCAUGGGCAUCACAUUCCUCGUAUUAGCUCCUUUCUCAUUUGUCGGGAUGAUACAGAACUAAUUGUAGAUAGAGAUGAUGACGAAAACUCUUCCGGGUGCACUCAUCCUCGCACCAUAACUUCUAAGGCCUUGAAGCCUCAAUAUCAUAAAAUAAGAAAGCUGUUUUCUAAAACUGAUUUAGAUAUGAAGCCUGCUUUUCACAGUCUGAAAUUUUGUUACACACGGCGAAGGACACAGAGGUAUUCAUUUAAGAGGAAAAAGGUGUUUGAGCACCGCUCAAUGUCACUAUCUGAUGGGGGAACUAGUAGCAAAGGCUUGUGUAACUCAUCUGAAAAAGAAAUAAAUUACAAAACAAAUAAUUUACAUGCUGCUCUGCAUGGAGGGAAUGGCACAUCAUCUCCUGCUUCCGGUCAAAUGUCAUCAUAUAAAUCUGAAAAUUUCCAUGUGAAACUCAGUAUCAAAUCAUUCAAUGUGCCAGAACUUUUCAUAGAGAUUUCAGAAACUGCUACUGUUGGUUUGCUUAAGAGGACAAUCAUGGAAGCCGCGACAGCUAUUCUUGGAGGUGGAUUGCGUGUGGGAGUUCUACUCCAAGGAAAGAAGGUUAGAGAUGAUAAUAAAACCCUACUCCAAGCUGGAAUAUCUAAUGUUGAUAAGCUGGACAAUUUGGGCUUUAUGCUGGAGCCCAAGUCUGCAGGAGCUUCAUCACCGGUCACAAGCCCUGAAUAUCCACAUACCCAUUGUCCCUGUGAUGCGAUUGAACCAUUAGCCAGGCAUCCAGCUGCUUCUCCUGCACCAGUUACAGAGAUAUUUAAUGCCAGUCCGGAGCCUCCGGUGACCUCUGCACUGCAUUUUCCUGAGAGUGAUCAUGAUUCAGUUCACUCUCCUGUUGAUACUAAAUUAGUAAAUAAACCAGCAGCGGCAGCAGCAACAUCAAACUCACGAGCUCUAGUUCCUGUCCCAGCCAUGAGCAUUGAUGCCGUGUCCAUGGUUCCAUUGCAUAAACCAAGGCGGUCUGAGUUUGUUCAACGUAGAAUUAGGAGGCCAUUCUCUGUCUCUGAAGUCGAAGCGCUGGUUGAGGCAGUUGAAAAGCUUGGAACUGGAAGGUGGAGAGAUGUCAAACUUCAAGCUUUUGACAAUGCUAAGCAUCGGACCUAUGUAGAUAUGAAGGAUAAAUGGAAGACGUUGGUGCACACUGCAAAAAUAUCUCCUCGUCAAAGGAGAGGGGAACCAGUACCUCAAGAGCUUCUGGACCGGGUUCUUGCUGCACAUGGCUAUUGGUCCCAGCGGCAAGCCAAGCUCCAGGUCAAACCCCCUCUAGCUGACGCCUGCAUGCUAGUCUAGAUCUCUUCUUUCCAUCAACAAAGAUGGGGGAGCCAAAAGACAAUCGUUUCUUGUAAAUAGAUGAUAAAUGAAAGGGGAAAGGUAACAGUAAGACAAUUCAGGAGUUUUUGUAAUAUUCUCUCUCACCCACACCAUCAUUCCUAAGCCAGUGAUUCAUCUCCUUGUGAAUUCUAUUAUGGAGAGGGCUCAUUUGGCGCCUGUACAUGACGAUGACGAUGACGACCCAGGAACAAAGGAAAUAAGACUGGUCUUGCCAGCAAUGUUCAUUCUCAUGCUGUUGACCCCCCUUUCGAGAUAUCUUCUGAUUCCAAUUAACAUAAUUUUCUCUGGUUUGAUUCCAUUCUUUUAAGAACAGAUUGUUAUGUUAUGUUAGAAGAAUAAUGGGGGGAAUAUUAACAAAGGAUUAAGAUAUGUUUUUCAAUUUCAUAUUUGUAUAUCCAUUGAUCAUUGUUUCUGAGGGUAUUCUUUGUAUCCCCUUGGGUUUUGCUACCUUUGAUCUUUGAUAGGCUUUUCUGUAUUAUUCUGUAAUUUAUUCAUCUAUCAUUACAUUG